This is a messenger RNA of Tachysurus vachellii, 1316 nucleotides long. Its product is annotated as cytochrome b-245 chaperone 1 homolog. NCBI's taxonomy places the organism in Eukaryota, Metazoa, Chordata, Actinopteri, Siluriformes, Bagridae. The record is from RefSeq and is a predicted model, not a curated record. The transcript is spliced from 7 exons. Bases 139 to 771 code for a protein of 210 amino acids.
UGGUCGGGCUUUGGCGGAAGUUGGGAAUCCCCUCAAGUGCAUUUCUAGAAACGUAUGAACCAAUAAACAUCAUUAUAAAGUCUGUUAUUUCACGGAUCAGAACAUUUCGAUUCACGGACACUUUAUAGAUUUGACAAGAUGGUGUACAUGGUGGUUGAGAAGCACACAUCUGAUCUACUGCAUUUGAAAAGAUCACCAGGGAUUCGAUCUUGGUCUCUGUUAGUUGGGAUUGUGUCGGUUGGCCUGGCAGCAGCAUAUUACAGUUCAGACAGUGUGUUAUGGAAGCUCUUUUACGUAACCGGCUGCAUAUUUGUUGCCCUACAAAACAUGGAGGAGUGGGAAGAGGCAUCUUUUGACAAACAGAAUGGUGUGAUUGAACUGAAAACCUUCAGUCUGUAUGCAGUGAUACUCACUUUGUGGAAAAAAGGACAAGAAAAAGUGCUGCUGGAUUUGCGGCACUUGCGUGAUAUAAGCGUUCAAGAGGAGAAGGUGCGGUACCUGGGGACAGGCUAUGUGCUGGUGCUUCGGAUGGCUACCGGAUUCUCGCAUCCUCUCACUCAGAACGCAACUCUUAGUGGACGCAGUGAUGUGGAGGCACUUUCUGCACUUCUAAAGCGCUUUUUGGAACUUGAGGCUUUGCAGCAAAAUCUGACUCAGGAAGAAGAGGAUGCGGAUUGCGAGGUAGAUGACGAUGACUUUGAGCAGCUGGGCAUGGACGGGGAUGAUGAGAGCAGCGAUACGAGCGAUCACAGUGAACGACCUCCUCAGUGAACCCCCGAUUCUCUGACAUUGAACUCUGAUCCUAAUUAACAAACCAAACACUUAGUGUUAAGAAUGAGCAGCUGUGUGAGAACAGUUCCCUUUACAUCAGUGCAUAUUCUCUCUGUCUUAAUGUAAUCUUUUUGACUACCUCAGUAAAGAUGCCUUACCUAAAAUCUCUGGCAAUCUCCAAAUCGGUAGUGCAUAUGGCUAAGUAGUAAUAAUAGUAAUAAUAAGUAGGAAAAAGGAGAAGCCUGUACAGGACAUUAUGUAUAUUCAAAAUUGAUUUCCAAACCAUGUGUGCAGGAAAAAAAACGGAUGUUCUUUGUUUUCUCUAAAGAUGAUUUAGGAAGGUAGUACUGAUUGUGCCUCAAAUCAGAUUUUAAAAUCAUUCAUCAAUACUAGAAGUCAAGAACAGGUGCUAAAACAUUCAUUAUUAUAGUGUGUUUAAUGGCAGUGGACAAUUUAUACUCAAAACAAUAAUUUUUUUGGGCUGUGUAUAUUUGUUGUAAAACAAUUUAGCUCAAUAUCAUCAUAUUAAAACCUCAUUUGAUCAA